This is a messenger RNA of Nerophis lumbriciformis (worm pipefish), 1563 nucleotides long. RefSeq names its product cyclin P (gene ccnp). The record is from RefSeq and is a predicted model, not a curated record. NCBI's taxonomy places the organism in Eukaryota, Metazoa, Chordata, Actinopteri, Syngnathiformes, Syngnathidae.
AAUUGGCAACAGUGACGAAGCGACCACAGCGCUUCUUUCUCUUACAGGCCUCCGUCGACUCCCGUGCUUAAGUAGCUGCAGUGGCCCAGCAGGACACCCUGUCUCCGGCUGUGACCCAUGGCCAGGACCGUGUUCUGCGACUCCAAGCCUCUGCUGGACUUACACAAGGCGGACGAGAGGCAAGCCCUUUCAAGAUCUUGGGCAACUACCUGUGGGUCCACCAAUUGCUGGCAGCUCAUGGAAAUGUCAGAGUCCAGGGUGGUCCCUGUGAAAAGGGAUCCCGAACACAUAUGGCACAGGAUGUCAUUAUCUCAAAAGAGCAACAGCGUCUUUGAAGCUUGGACAUACUCCGCUGGCAGCAUCAUCCAUGCCAAAGGUGGAUGUCUGGAGGAGCUUUCUCUUCUUUGCCCUCGCAGCCUGCAUGGUCUACACAGCCUGCAGGCACUCAUGCCCAGUCUGCUGCGCCAUGAAGUGGAGAUGGCCCUUGAGAAGCUGGACCUCAUAAGGGACCGGACAUAUGCCUGGGAAAUGUUCCUGGACAUGAUGAGAAGUCAAGCAUGGAACUCAUUGCCCAAAUUUGAGCUGCCGCUACACUUUACCGACACCACCCGUGCCGUCCUGGUUGAUUGGCUUAUUCAAGUCCAUGAGACCAUGCAUUUCCAGGAAGAGACUCUCUAUCUGGCUAUCCAUCUCCUCAAUUGCUCCCUGCGUCUACUCAAGGUGACCACAGCCAACCUGCAGCUCCUAGGCAUGGUCUGCCUCUUCCUGGCCGCAAAGAAAGAGGAGUCUCUCCUCCCUGAGGUUUCUGGACUUUGCUACCUGAUGGACCACGCCUACACCAAGCAUCAGCUGCUGCGUAUGGAGCGAAAAGUCUUAAGCGGGCUUAAAUUUAAAUUGUCUUACUGUCCACCUUUGCAUUUUCUCCUCCUGCUCGCCUCCAUUGCACGCUGCAGCGCUCAGAUGGUGUGGCUGGCUCGCUAUCUGCUGGAGCUGUCGCUGUUCGAGGGCCAGUGUGUGACGUUUUUGCCUGUGCAGCUGGCGGGGGCGGCGCUCUGCUUGGCCCGCCAAGUCCUGCAGGAGCCUCCGACACCAGAAGGGGAGGCCGCCUGGUGUUUGGCCUCCAGUAUCCAUGUCGGCAGUGAGACCAUCUUGUUAAGGAUCAUGCAAAUCCUUGCCGGUGCAGCAGCUAAAGCACACACCCAAGACACCUGCCAUACUUUUAUUAAAUUCUCCUCCCCGGAAACCAUGCACGUCAGCAGACACCCUGGUCUCAAGAACGCAUCUGCUCUAUUGGGCGUUUGCGCUUAAUUUGUGUGUCCUGAUACUACAUAACGAUGACACGAGGGGCUGACUCUGUUAAAGCGGGUAUUGCAGAGGGGAGGAAGAAGUGUGAAUAAUAAUAUAUGAUGGCAAAACUUGUACCAGCUGGUUUUAUGAUCUUAUUUUGCAGCUGAUUUAGAAAAUAUUUCAAUUGUAUCAGUGUAUUGUGGAUAGGCUUUAAAAUGUAUUCAAGUUUUAAUGUAAAAAUAAAGUGUCUGCUGCAAAGUAUGAUUUUAAUUACUA